UGUUUUGAUACUCCUCAUUGGAAGAUUGUUGCCGGACCAAACCCACAUUGCAACCGCUAUAAAUCCCCUGCCGCGCCCCCUCCCAUGGAGUCGUUGCGCUCACUUCACGCGCCACACUAGAAGUCAGAAGCAGAGAGCGCAAGGCCGAAAAGCCAGAGAGCACUCGCGCACCACAGACACCGAUGGCAGCCAUCGAGGUCGUGGAGUCAGAGCUGGUCCCGCCGAGCGAGCCCACGCCGCGGGGCGCGCUCUGGCUGUCCAACCUCGACCUCGCCGCCAGGAACGGCUACACCCCGACGGUCUACUUCUUCCGCCACCCCGACGAGCAGACGCGGUCAGGCUUCUUCUCGGCCGACGUCCUCCACGCGGCGCUGGCCGCCGCGCUGGUCCCGUUCUACCCCUUCGCCGGCCGCCUAGCCGUCGGCCGCGACGGGCGCGCCGAGAUCGACUGCAACGCCGAGGGCGCGCUCUUCGUCGUCGCGCGGUCCGCGGCCGCGCUCGAGGACUUCGAGGGCUUCGCGCCGUCCAAGGCCAUGCGCGACAUGUUCGUGCCGGCGUACGAACCCGCCGGCGCCGGGACACCGCUGCUCCUGCUUCAGGUCACCUUCUUCCGGUGCGGCGGCGUGGCGCUGGGCACAGCGAUGCACCACUUCGUCAUGGACGGACGCAGCGCCUUCAAUUUCAUCCGGACGUGGGCCGGCAUAGCCCGCGGGGACGCCGGCGCCGCCGUGGUACCGUCCCUCGAUCGCACGCCGCUCCGGGCGCGCCCGCAGCCGACCGUCCUCUUCGACCACACCCACGAGUACGGUGGCGGUGGCCGCCGGACCGCCGCCGCAACAGCCGAGGCCGGCGGCGGCAGCAAGGCGGAGUACGCCAGCGCCAUCCUCCGCGUGACCGGCUCGCAGGCGGCGGCGCUCCGGGCCCGCGCGGGCGCGGUGUCCACCUUCCGCGCGCUGGUGGCGCACGUGUGGCGGUGCGCGUGCGCGGCGCGCGCGUUGGACCCUGAAACCGAGUCCCGCCUCUACACGAUGGUGGACAUGCGCGCCCGCCUGUCGCCGCCGCUGCCGGACGCUUUCUUCGGCAACGCGGUGGCGCGCACCUCGACGUCGGCGCGCGUCGGCGACCUGCUCGGCAACCCUCUGGGGUUCGGCGCGCGCCGUCUCCGCGCGGCGACGGGGCACGGGGACGAGUACGCGCGGUCGCUGGUGGAUUACCUGGAGACGGCGGACCUGGCGGCGCUGCCGCGCGGCGGGCUGCCCGGCACGGACCUGCGGGUGAUCAGCUGGCUUGGGAUGCCGUCGUACGACGCCGACUUCGGGUGGGGCGAGCCGGCACUGCUGGCGCCGGCGCUCAUGUACUACACGGGGUUCGUGUACCUGCUGAACAGCCCGGGGAAGGAGGGCGGCGUCGCGGUGGCCGCGGCGCUGGAGCCCGAGCGCAUGGAGCGGUUCAAGGAGCUCUUCUUCGAGGAGCUGGCCACGGUGGUGUGAGAGCGUGAGAUGAACGAUUCUUACGUACGUGUAUAAGUGUAUCGCACCCUUACACGUACUACUCACGAUGGUAGUAAUGAGCACAUGGAUCGUGUAGUUGUGCAGUUGUGCAUGUUCCAACGUGUACCCAUGAAACUGAAGCAGAUUAUUUAUACGCAUCCAUGCAAUGUGUGGACGCACAACACAACGCUCGGGGAGCGGAGCCAGAAAAUUCGUUAUUUUC
Molecule: messenger RNA, 1713 nt
Organism: Setaria italica (foxtail millet)
Lineage: Eukaryota; Viridiplantae; Streptophyta; Magnoliopsida; Poales; Poaceae
Product: hydroxycinnamoyltransferase 4
Exons: 2
Coding region: 183-1490 (435 amino acids)
Molecular function (GO): acyltransferase activity, transferring groups other than amino-acyl groups
Source: RefSeq, a predicted model, not a curated record